CAUCCCCGUGGGAGUGGGCCCCACUCCCCUUAAAAUAAUAUCAACGAACUGACAAUAGUUUUUGGCGGGAUCGAGAAUCGCCGGCGACCGAGCUCCGGCCGUGCCCUGAACUUAGCUUCUUCACAUGGCGGCCUUCAUUUAUUCACGUACCGAUUCAGGUCUCGUUCUCGUUCUCGUUCUCCGUUUGGUCGUCGCCGAGAGAGAAGAUGAAUAUUAUGCUGUCUCUGCCAUAUUCUCUCCCAAGCUGCAGCUACCGCCCUUUUCUCGUCUCUUCUACUUCCGGCAAUUUUCUCCCUUCGUCUUUGUCCUCUUCUUCUCCGGCUGGAUUUCGCCCUGCAUCUUCGCUACGGUUGUCCGACGAACGAAUUAGGGUUUGGAAUCCGGUCUUCCGUUCCCGAGCGAGGCGGAUUGAUGUGAGAUUGCCGGUUCCUCCUCCUCGGUGCGGACCUUCAUCGAGCGGCAGCGGCGUCGAGGGCGAGCGGAGUUUGAGGCAGUGGAUCGAGUUGCUCGGUGAAGCUUUAUCGACUGCGUUUCCAGUGUGGGUGGCGUUAGGUUGCUUGCUAGGGCUGCUCAGGCCGGCUGCGUUCAAUUGGGUCCGACCGAGAUGGACUGUUCUCGGUAUUACCCUCACAAUGCUUGGUAUGGGUAUGACAUUGACCCUCGACGAUCUUCGUGGAGCCCUGGCUAUGCCUAAGGAAUUGAUUUCUGGGUUCUUGCUCCAGUAUUCGGUGAUGCCAAUAUCUGGUUUUCUUGUCAGCAAGCUUUUAAAUCUGCCGUCUUAUUACGCAGCUGGUUUAAUAUUGGUUGGCUGCUGUCCUGGCGGAACAGCAAGCAAUAUCGUCGCUUACAUUGCACGGGGAAAUGUAGCUCUUUCUGUGCUGAUGACAGCGGCAAGCACUGUAGCAGCCGUGAUCAUGACCCCAUUUCUCACUGCUAAACUUGCUGGUCAAUUUGUUGCUGUGGAUGCUGCUGGGUUAUUACUUUCCACACUGCAGAUUGUGCUUCUUCCGGUUUUGGCUGGUGCCUUUUUAAACCAGUAUUUCCAUGGCUUGGUUAGACUUGUCUCCCCAUUGAUGCCCCCUAUUGCUGUUGGUACUGUAGCUGUUUUAUGUGGAAAUGCAAUUGCCCAGAGUUCUUCUGCUAUCCUCAUGUCUGGUCAACAAGUCGUGCUGGCUGCAUCUCUUCUCCAUGCUUCGGGAUUUUUCUUCGGUUAUGUGCUUGCAAGAAUGCUCGGUAUCGAUGUUUCAUCUUCUCGAACUAUCUCCAUUGAAGUUGGCAUGCAGAACUCGGUGUUAGGCGUCGUUCUUGCUACCCAACACUUUGGAAAUCCUCUGACAGCAGUGCCUUGCGCAGUUUCCAGUGUUUGUCACUCAAUCUUUGGUAGCAUUCUUGCUGGGAUCUGGAGACAAAGCAAAGGUUAGAUGAAAAUGAUGUCUUCUACACAUUUUCUACACAUUUUAUCCGCAGCGCAUUUCAUGUUUCUGUUUUAGUAAAUUUCAGAGAUUGGAAGGGCUCAAGGGUAAUUUCUAAUUGUUGCCGAUUCUUGAGAUGGUGCUUUUUGCAAUCAUUCUAUGUUUGAAUUUUGAUUCAAGUUUAAGUUUUUUUUAGUACAACAUGUAGAAGUGUGGAUUUGAACUCAUGACUAGUCAGAGAUAUGUGUCUUAACCACUUGAGCUAUGCUUCGGUUUAGCCAAGUUUAAGUUUGUUGUAGAAAAAGCCCUUGGAUGUUGUAUAAAAAUCUUGCGACUUCUUUUAAUGUUACCUGUCUGAUUAUGAAUAAGAACUUUUCUUCUGCA
Molecule: messenger RNA, 1796 nt
Organism: Momordica charantia (bitter melon)
Lineage: Eukaryota; Viridiplantae; Streptophyta; Magnoliopsida; Cucurbitales; Cucurbitaceae
Product: Sodium Bile acid symporter family
Cellular component (GO): membrane
Source: RefSeq, a predicted model, not a curated record